Messenger RNA from Schizosaccharomyces osmophilus, 2760 nucleotides. It is a transcript of the gene gls2, whose product is annotated as glucosidase II alpha subunit Gls2. Gene Ontology annotation, cellular component: glucosidase II complex. The record is from RefSeq and is a predicted model, not a curated record. NCBI's taxonomy places the organism in Eukaryota, Fungi, Ascomycota, Schizosaccharomycetes, Schizosaccharomycetales, Schizosaccharomycetaceae. The coding region runs from base 1 to 2760 and encodes 919 amino acids. Gene Ontology annotation, biological process: carbohydrate metabolic process; N-glycan processing. The transcript has a single exon. Gene Ontology annotation, molecular function: carbohydrate binding; alpha-glucosidase activity.
AUGAAUUUGGUAAGGUUUAGAUGGAUUUUGCAAUGGGUCAUCUUAGGAUUGUUUGUAAUUGGAAGCUCUGAAGCUGCUUUUCGACACGUUUUUCGUACUUCUGCGCAAGAUGGAUUUGCAAAACGAAAUCGACAGCUUGCAUCUGCGCAAAAGUAUGACCCCAAUUACAAAGGACAAUUUCAAUUAGAUACCUCUAGCAUCACUUUCAGUGAUGGAAUUCUCAGUGGUAUUUUACAGAAACAAGUUCCUGGAAACAUGGAGGAGAUAUUGUUUCCAUUCACAAUAUCGUUCUUAAAGGAUGGAAGCACUCGUUUUCAACUUGAUGAAAAACGUCGUCUGGAGGGUAAUGUUGAUUAUGAUGGUGCGAAAAUUCGAAAGGAUAGAUUUGAUGUUGCUCAAUAUCAUGAUUUGGGAAGCCGAAUUCACAUUGAUACAGAACACCCAGAAGUUACAACGCAUAAUAAAAAGUUACUGAAAGUCGAUUAUGGAAAUAAUCAGCAAUUUUCAAUGGUUUUGCAUUUCCAGCCAUUUAUGAUUGAGUUUCUGCGUGACGGUAAUGUCGAAGUUGUCUUGAAUCAACGUCAAUUAUUGAACAUGGAGCAUUACCGUCCUCGUUCCGAACGCUCUCAGAAGGAUGAAUCGCUAGGUAUGUGGGAGGAAAAGUUUGAUAAUAUUCUUGACAGCAAGCCUCGUGGACCCGAGAGUCUUGGCUUAGACAUUAGCUUCAUCGGCUAUAAACAUGUAUAUGGUGUUCCUGAGCACACUUCGUCACUUUCUUUGAAGGAAACAAACAAUUCUGAGACGGGAUAUACUGAUCCUUAUCGUUUAUAUAAUGUUGAUAUUUUUGAAUAUGAAGUCGACUCUCCUAUGAGUCAAUAUGGUGCAAUUCCUUUUAUGCAGGCACAUAAGGUAAAUUCAGAUGUUGGCAUCUUUUGGUCAAACGCUGCGGCUACGUGGAUUGACAUAGAAAAAGACGCAUCCUCAACAUCAACCCAUUGGUAUUCUGAGUCAGGAAAGAUGGACGUGUUUAUUUAUUUAGGUCCUACUGCUUUGGACGUUUAUGAGGCAUAUUCAGGAUUGACUGGCCGCACUCAGUUACCUCCCUUGUUUUCCAUAGGCUACCAUCAAUGCCGUUGGAACUACUUCUCUGAAGAAGAUGUUCAGACCGUUGACAACACAUUUAAUGAAGUUGACAUGCCGUAUGAUGCUAUAUGGUUAGAUAUUGAUUACACGUCUGGUCGUCGCUAUUUUACUUGGGAUGAAGCAACAUUUCCUCAUCCUCAAGAAACUUUAAAAAAGCUGGAUUCAAAUGGCCGUAAGAUGGUUGUAAUUCUCGAUCCUCAUAUCAAAAACGAUCCAAAUUAUUUCGUAUCUAAAGAUUUGUUAGAGAAUGAUUUUACUGUGAAGGAUUCGUCUGGUGUUGAUAAUUACAAUGCCGAGUGCUGGCCUGGAGAUUCUAUAUGGGUUGACUUUUUCAAUAUGGAAGGCCAGCAAUGGUGGGGAGAUCUUUAUUCUUACGACAGAUUUAAAGGUUCCGACAAGAAUUUAUUUAUUUGGAAUGACAUGAAUGAGCCGUCGGUUUUCAAAGGUCCUGAAACAUCUAUGCAUCGCGAUGCUAUUCAUCAUGGUGGUUGGGAGCAUCGUGACGUCCAUAAUAUUUACGGACAUGAAUGUAUUAACAGCACCUACAAGGGUCUGAUAAAACGAGAUCAUGGAGAACUUCGACCAUUUAUUCUCACUCGUUCUUUCUUUGCUGGCACCAAUACCCUGGCGGCUAGUUGGAUCGGUGACACUUUGAGUACUUGGGAGCAUUUUCGUGGAUCCCUCGCUACUGUGUUAACAAACGGAGUAGCCGGAAUGCCAUUUUCAGGUGCUGACGUUGCUGGAUUUUUUGGAAACCCAGACCCGGAACUUUUUGUUCGUUGGUACGAGUUGGGUAUUUUCUAUCCGUUCUUCCGAGCACAUGCUCAUAUAGACACAAAGCGUAGGGAGCCAUGGCUUUACGGCGAACCUUAUACUUCAAUGGUUCGUAAUUUAUUGGGAAUUCGCUACCGCUUACUUCCAACUUGGUACACGACAUUUCGUACAACUCAUAUGACAGGUCUCCCAAUUCUUCGGCCUCAAUUUUUAGUCCAUCCAGCAGACGAACUAGGUUUUGAUAUUGAUGAUCAAUUUUAUUUAGGCGAUUCAGGGCUUCUCGUAAAGCCGGUAUUGGAACCUGGUGUAAGUGAAACAGCUGUUUAUAUUGCAGAUGAUGAAACUUAUUAUGAUUUUUACGAUUUUGAUGAGAUGAAGGGCAAGGGGAAGCAUGUUGUUCCUGCUUCUCUAGGAAGAAUCCCCAUCUUAUUACGAGGAGGUAAUAUUUUAAUUACACGUGAACGUAUACGACGUGCCUCUGAACUUACUAUAAACGAUCCUUAUACUCUAUACAUUGCAGUGUCUGGUAAAACGGGAUCAGCUAGCGGUGAACUGUAUAUGGAUGACGGCACUUCAUUUGAAUAUGAAAAAGGCGCUUAUAUUUCUCGGAAGUUCACUUUUAAUGACGGUGUAUUGGAUGUAUUUGAUACUCAUCCACACCCUCAAUCAGGCGUACGAUAUGCAGAGUCUAUGAAGCAUCUUAAGGUGGAACGUAUCAAAUUAAUUGGCGACAAUCACCAAAAGAUUAAGAUUCACAAGCACGGCAUGUCCGGUGUUAAGAGCUGGGAUGUAAAGGUUAAUACGGACGGCGUCGUACAGAAACCUAAUUUAUAUUUAGUGUAA